GAUUACCUUCGCAACAAAUGACGUGCUCCAUGCGGUAUACGCUCGUGAUCUCGGCCAGAUAAUAAGAGCAUUGUUACGGUACCGUCGGUCACCAUGACAACACCGCACACUUAAAUAUCUGACGGUCAUUCUCUGGAAAUUCUGCGCGGUCUAAGAACAAAACGGCUGAUUACUGCACUUUCCGUCUUCGCUCUAAUUACUGUGAUUUACUGAAUUAUAAAGUCUCGUGCCCAUUAAGUUAACGCUGCCAGGCGUUUAGUGCCAAAGUCACUACCCCACACAAAUUCAAGGCGCGGUGCUUAGUAAGUGCCAGAGAUUAUCCAACUCUUUUAAGUUAUACUUCAUAUAUAAUACGCCGUGUCUCUGUACAAAAUCACACUCUCGACGCUGUGCAGUUGAUGCAGCAUAGUUAAAUAACUAACACUGCAAAGAAUACCUCACUAAACCUCCGCGGCCCAACUGUUUGCUCCUUUCAUAGAACGAAAGUUCACCACGCUUCACUGUACAUUAACACAAACUUACAACAUAACCCAAAAAACCGUUACUUUUAAUAAUUAAACAUCAACCGUCCCAUACUUUUAAUUUCGUUCAAUAUAAAGUGUCGAGAUAUGGCAUCGGGCCAACAGCAUCACUUUCUUUGGUGCAAGAUUAACCACUAUCUGUUGUGCACACAAAACACCAUAUGAAUAAAUACAGAUCAUGAUUGAUGAAUAUGGCUUGUCUUCUCGCUCGCAGCGCCGCGUCGUCUCACAGCCUGCAAAUCACAAGUGUUCUUGUAACAGACAGAACCCACUUACCUCGUGUGCAGCGUCCGUGGCAUUUUAGCACAUCCAUCGCAGUGUGUUACAAGUUCAAACACGGACACAGUUAAAACACUUAAUAAGUCGCACACAGCACACAACAAAAACUUCACAUGGCCCGUAGCACUAUCACAGAAAUGGCGCCGGAAGGAAGAAGGACUAGAAACAAAAGACUGUCGCACUGCGAGACUCGGGGGGUGCGUUCAUAAACUCUACAAUUAAAACUCGCGGUUAGAGCGCGACACGAAAUAGAAAACCUGAAAUAUGAAAUAGCGUUUCGUAACGAGGCAACAACGACGUAUCGAAAUGUGAAGAUAUUUAGGCCCACGGAUCGUGAUGAGGCCUAAAGUUAGCGAAGUAAUUUUAUUUUCAGUUCAUACAGGGCCGACGCUUGAAAUUCGUUUUGUGCUGUUAUUACGAUGGCGUGCGUUCUGAAAACAACGCUCUAAAUACUUUCUUUAUGCAUAAAUAAAACUAAAUACACUAAAAAUUCUGACUUGAAUGACAGUUUUAUAUCUGUUGGAUCUAACGCCUUAUCUGAUUGCAUAGACUAAAGGUAAAUAAUAAUAAUAAUAAUUUACAUUUAUUUAAAGUCAUUUCUAACCUGUCGAAUGAGAGGUUUAUUAUAACAGAAAGACAGCUGGGGAGCUGUUAGUAUUCCAUUGCAGCCUAUUUACCCAAAUUGGGAAGAUUAUGACCGGCGGUGGUUUGAAAGAUUAUUAUUAUUAUUAUUAUUCACGAAUGAGGCACUCGGUUGCCUGUACCGACCUCCCAUUGCCCAUCUAAACGUUCAUUUCGAGACACCCGUAGGUUUUAAUCUGAAAUUUAGCACCAAUGAAGAGUCAGCGUUGGGCUGGACACGUAGCAGGGGGGGGUUGAAUGUCUUGCGUGGGAGAGUUACAUUUAAAAACCUAUAUUAGGAAAGUCACUUGUGAUUAAUUUCAGCCCGUUCAUAAUUACCUCACUAAAGAUUUCUCAGGCACGCGUCAUAAUUCUGGGAACGUGUGUGAUUGGCCAAGACCCCGUCGAUGCAAUUUAUUCGUUCCCUCCCGCCCUGAGAAAAUAGUCCGGUCUCACGGCGUCCAAAAGGAAAAGCGACUUCCGUGUUGUUGCGGAAUCAGAAGGAUCAUCAACGUCGACACAAAAGCCCACUAUCAGACUGUUCGGACAGUGACGCCUCCACAGCUUAUACCCUGAUAACGGAGGCAGCAUGUACGUAGUGGCGGAUUAAGGAAUGAGAAGACGGGUGUUCUGACUGAACUUACCGCAGACGAUAAGCACCCUGAUGAUGGAGUCAGUGAGCACAUCUGUAGCGACGGUAAAAGUCUACACGGAGCAACAACCGUCCGUCUUCUUCUGUUUCAGUUACGUCAGCUGUUUCUCGCUCCACACACUCCCUAAAGAAAGACAACUCACUCACGUUGAGACAAGCGAAUGUCGGCUCACGGCCUACCCGUUUUGUUACGAGAGGCUGACGAAUGUCCUUCUGCGAACACUUCCAAAACACAUCGGUGCAGAAAGCAAGAUGGCGCUUAAUCAAACGAAUACAGCCCGGACUUCCGGUGGUCGGAAAACAAUGCUCAAACCGCUGUCGCCAUUAACAUGAUCUAGUUCUAGCAAGGACUGGAGGUCGAUUCCCGACGAUGGGCUUGCCAAGUACCCUGUCAAGGAAUGAGCCUCCCUACAUUUUCGAGGUUUUUCUCAGUCCCUCCAGGCAGUUUAAAAUAAGCCACGACGUGCAUUUCACAUGUCGCACCCGAUUCGUGAUCGUUCUAUCAGAUUGUUUGAGAUUCGGUAGUUGAUUGAGCGGUGUAACUCAACAUUCGACCUGUAUUUUGUGUGAUCUGAAAGAAAGUUUUACAAUCCCCCAAGUAUUAAGAAUGACUCUCUCUUUUGUUUAGGUUUUCAGGGCUGUGUUCCCUGAAUUUAACUUUUCUAUUGAAAGUUACAGCUUCAGAAUUAAGAAUUCGGUUGUUACGCGACGUACACCACUCUUCCUGAAAAACAAAAGAACGCGACCGACCGCACGGUAUUCAGCUGUUUUAUGAGGGGGCGUGAUGGCGUUGGAGAAAUCACGGAGGUCAAGGAACUAGGCGGCAGCACUCGACCAGUCACGAUAUAUCAACUGCUGACGUCAAUACGCAUUGACAGAUCUCGAUGUAAUUUGGAACGCUGAGGGGCACAGCGUCCAUUUUAAACGAGAUAGCGUGACAUCUGAGCUUUCAUCGAGGGCAGGGAGGACGUCUCAUCUCAAAAGCUUGUAGAAUCAUCCAUAAAUCUUUACAUGAACCACUUUUGCACUGAGAUGUUUAUGGUUGCUAUAGCGACACAAGUUACGAAAUUCUGACAAGCGUGACUUGUCCCCUUGUUGCUCUCAGGGACACGGCGACUUCUGGUGCGGAGGGGGGAGGGGGAGGUGGCCCAUAGGCGCUGUGUAGGCCCGCGGGUCAGAGGUCACAUUAAAAUACGGAAACCAAGGCCUUGCUAUUGCAAGCCAGCGAGCAGAAAUCCACCUGUUCAUGCGUUUUGAGUUCUUAUGAUUUCCAAACGUCGGUGUGUUGGCAGCACGUGGAUACAAAUAACUUUAUACCACCCCAAUAACUGUAAAAAAUAACCUCAAAUUCUGAUCGAUGAUGAUAAUAAUCUGUAUCGCAAACUGCGUACUGGUGACUGAAUUUUCCUCAGCGUAAUGAAUUAAUAUCAUCCUCAAGCCUUUCACAUGUACAGCAUUUGUGUGUACGUAGCAAUUUCAUUCUACCUGUUGCUAUGGACCUAACGCAUGCGCACAGGAAUCUAAGCUUAGAGUCUCACAGAUACGAGGGGCGUAGCUUUUACACAGUCAGCUUUGUGUAUCACCGCGUUCAUUCGCUUCAGUUCCAGGUCCCCGCGCCAUGAGGUGGUUCCGCAGACCCACAGGCGACUCGCCCCGUCUUCUCAGCCUGUCGCCCCUGCGGUGUGGGGGUGACACCUCUGACGUCACAGAGGGAAAUACAAUCUACCGACAACCCAGCGCCUGCGCAGAUCUCUCGCCUCAUCAACAACACCGCUCCAGAAUAGACCUGUCCCCUGUGAGAUGGCAGCGUCGCAGAAGCAGCAGCGGGCAGCAGGACGCCGCCGGCGAAGGCCGCCAGGCGUCUCCCAUCGCUUCUCGCGAGAAACGCAACCCCCUGCUCGACCGGGUGAAGAACACGCGGCUCUCGUGCUUCCGGUCCGACACGAAUGUCCUGACCGUGACGGAGCCGCAACGAGCCGCCGCCGCCGCGGCAGAGGAACGCCAAGGCCUCCUGAAACUGGCGGCCGAGGAGGGCCCUCGGUUCAGCGUGUCCCAGUCCAACGACAACGUCGUGUACUACGCCGACGAGGCGCACGCUCGCCAUUCCAUGUACGCCGAGAUGGGCGGUGAUACAUCGAAAAAUAAGAGCAGGCUCACUUCGACGUCGUGUCUUUCCGCGAAAAUUCGGGCGAUGUCGGAAAAGUACCUCAGGUCCUCGACCAACAGGUUCCUGGCGAAGCUAUACCGCACUUCGCCGGACGACGGUCGGCCCUCGAGGAAGGCCAGGUCCGGGUCCCAGCUCCGCAGCUUCUCCUACGGUGCGCUGCCCGGCCUGGAGGAGUUUCAACGCCGUCACAACCCGCUCUACCACGAGGACGAAGACGAGGACUGCGACAGCGGUAUAAUCGUCACCGACUCCGCCAAUUCGUCCAUGAUGGAGCGGGACAAGGCGGCGUCCCUUGACCGACGCGAGGUCUUCCGGCGCUUCGGGUGCGACCUCGAGCUGACCGACAAGCAGCGUCGGCGCCAGAGGCUAUACGUCGCGUCGCCUCCACCGCCCGUGCCGCCUCACAGUGAGGAACUGGCGCCGCAAAGCCCUGGAGGCGGCGGCGGGAGGGAGUUCAAAGUGGUCAGAUUACAACGGAGCGAGCCCGCGGAGGAGCUGGGAAUCUUUAUAGCCAAGACGCAGCUGUCAGAACAGGGCAGCGCGGGGUACCUGGUGGCCCACGUCGUCCCGGGCGGGUUGGCAGACAGGGAUGGCGCUCUGUGCGUCGGAGACGAGAUCAUCAACGUGAACGGUCGGCGCCUGCGCGGGCUGACAAUGGCGGGAGCGCGGGACGCCCUCGGCGGCGGACCACGCGAGGUAGACAUCGUGAUAGCCCGAACGAAGGGACAGGACGACUCCGCCCCGUCCCGACAGGCAGCGAGACGGAAAAGCACGAUGCCGGAGAGUUCGGUGGACUACGAGAACGUCCUCAUACUGCCCUCCACGGUCGACACGCCCGCAGAGGAGCAGAGAGACUACGAGGAUCUUGUGUUCAAGUGUCCCUCCCCCACGAACAAAGCGAUCAAGAAGAGGCAACACUUCCAGAAGAACGUUCAGCACAGCAAAGUGUUCCGGCGAACGAUAGCCAGCUACUCGGGCGGGUCAGGGCUCAGCGAGCAACCAGCAGACCCAGGAACAGGUGCGUAGGACAUGUUAUGACAC
Molecule: messenger RNA, 5281 nt
Organism: Zootermopsis nevadensis
Lineage: Eukaryota; Metazoa; Arthropoda; Insecta; Blattodea; Termopsidae
Source: RefSeq, a predicted model, not a curated record